Messenger RNA from Trichoplusia ni (cabbage looper), 8778 nucleotides. It is a transcript of the gene sev, whose product is annotated as proto-oncogene tyrosine-protein kinase ROS. The transcript is spliced from 38 exons. Gene Ontology annotation, biological process: positive regulation of kinase activity; cell surface receptor protein tyrosine kinase signaling pathway; protein phosphorylation. Gene Ontology annotation, cellular component: signaling receptor complex; membrane. Gene Ontology annotation, molecular function: protein binding; transmembrane receptor protein tyrosine kinase activity; ATP binding. The record is from RefSeq and is a predicted model, not a curated record. Lineage: Eukaryota; Metazoa; Arthropoda; Insecta; Lepidoptera; Noctuidae. The coding region runs from base 1070 to 8527 and encodes 2485 amino acids.
UAUAAAUCAUAACUUAUAUCUUCUAAGCACGCGGACGAAGUCGCGGGCUACAGUUAGUGUACAAUAUGGACACAUGCAGACUGAUAUGUCAUAAUUCAUAGUCUUUGAUAAAUUCCCCAAAGGAGCUAACCACCAUAAUAUUUUUAAGUAACAGUGGGACAAAGUGAUCAAGAUGUACACAAAAAGUUUAAAAGUAACGUCUUAUAAGAAAUGAAAUCAUCUCACCAAAGGAAUGUUGGUAAGCGUGGGAAGUCAUAUAUGAAGAGUACGUUGUUAAAUUAAUUGAACUCUUCGUGUAAUGGCGCGUCUUCUCGUAUCAUUCGACGGCCUUGCUCCUUACUGUGAUAUACGGCAGCAUAAAGCAUGCUUUACUUCGAGAUUAAGAUCAAAAAGGUUAAAUGCGUAAAUUUCAAAUUAUAAACACUGUAUUUUUUUUUGUUGAUAGCAAUAAAAAGAUUUUUUGAAUUUUAUACAAGAAAAUACACUAAAAAUGAUCUCCGGUCUGUCGUUGAUUAAUAAUUUCAGUUUAUUAUGUGCUUCUAUGGAACAAUAAACGUAAAUUGUUCUUAAAUAUUGCAAUAAUUGAAAAAUUCGACCCAUGCGAGUUUGACCUAUUCCAGUAGACAUGAAAAUGUGUGCAAUUUACAUAAGGACAUGAAAUAAUAGGUGCGACAAGUGAAUUUUGUCGGCAGGUAGGGGCUACAGUUAUAAUGGUUGUAGCGCCCAAACUAACCGUCCUCGUAGCGCGUGCGCCGGCGGGCGGAUGCGCGCGACUCAGUCCAUGAGUAGCUUUAGCUGCGUACGCGCACCGAACGGACUCUUGCCGCGCUUUACGAACUCAUAGGAUUAUGUUGACUCGUCGCGUACUCGAUAUCGUCCACAAACAUUUUACAGUUUUAAUUUAAACUGUGCUACCAACGACUGUUUAAGGCUGAUUGUUUUAUAUAAAUUGUAUGAUAUAUACAGUGUUUUUCAUAAAUAGUUAUGUUAUAUUGCGGAAAACAUGUGUGACUCGUGUGAAGGUGCGCAAGAGUGAAUUCAGCAACGGUGGCGGUGGUCGGCGUGUACAAUGAGUGCGCCGCUGAAUUGGCACAAAUGGCUAGUGUUGUCGCUGCUCGGAUUGGCUUUGUCCGCUCGGACAAUUGGCUGCGAUUACAGUUCCAUCACCGAGAAAUUUGGAGCGGAAGCCGUAGCUCGAUGCAAUGAAAAAUGCCCGUUCCAGAAUCGCACCGGCGACGGUCACUUCGAUGUAAGUUGUGGGUCAGAUUGCAGCGUGCAACAGUGCAAACUGGGGUGUAGCUUAUGGCAAGAAGGAUUGGAAAAUUCAUGUCAAAUCGUUUGCAAUGUUACAUCGGAAACUGUUUUUUCACGGGAACUCUACUGUGUUAUGGGAUGCAAUGAGGCUUUGAAUACUUACUUUCAAAAGUUACGGGUAUUGAUCGGGACCCCAACUGCACCCGCCUUAGUAGCUGAUAGCCUGACCGCUACCUCACUGUCGUUAGUAUGGGAGGCGCCUAAUUUAGGCAACCUGAGCUACAUGGUGCAGUGGCGUUACGAAGAAUUACCGGGCACAUGGCAAUAUUACUCUAACACUAGUCAUUCGGACCAGUCAAUUAUUCACGUCGAUGGUUUACGGCCUUACACUAAAUAUAGGUUUCGAGUGGCAAUAUUCCUAUCGGGCCGCGGCGGUACGGGGGAGCCUGUGUACUCAGCGCCGUCAGUCGUGAUAUCGACAUUAGAGGAUGGGGAGCCAAGUUCAGCACCAUCAUCCCUCCGCGCUGCAGCUCCGGAUCCAAGCCGAGUGGCUAUCUCCUGGGAACCGGGACCAUUUCCUAAUGGACCUCUUAUAUCUUACGUACUGCGACUUACAAGCACACAACGUAACACGAACGAUGCGCUUGAGGACAUGCUGGCAUCGAACAACACUUUUUUCUACAUGUUCCAAAACUUGGCGCCGGCUUGUGAGUAUAACGUGUCAGUAGCCAUGCGCAAUGCGAUUGGGGAAGGACCAAGAGCAUACGUUGGAAUAUCCACACCUCCUUUACCUACCUCUGUUCCUAGUCAGCAGCCCAUUUUAAUAUUAGGUGGAGAACAAAAUGUUCUAGCUGCUCCCGCUAAUGAUCUGUUAUUUGAUCCUGUGGAGUUAUAUAGUACUGAACUUUCUAUCUCAGGUGUUGGCUUGGAUAUCUCAAGUGAUUCUCUUUUCAUAUCAGUAUCAAAUGGCUACGUAUACCGUAGCUCCCUUUCCAAAAAGAGUACAUCUGAACCGAUAUUGAAGGCCGAAAACAUAUCUUACAAACCGCAAGACCUGUCAGUGGAUUGGUUGAACAGACAUUUGUAUGUACUCGGUGAAGUUAAUUAUACUAAAGAGGGAUCGGCAAACAUGACGUUUUCCUCCUAUUGGGAAAUUAUAAGAUGUGACUUCGAUGGGAAGAAUCAAAUUGUUGCUUUAUCGGGCUUUAAUUCUCGGCCGAUUCAUUUUGAGGUGGAUGCUUAUAACGGGUAUUUGUUCUGGGCACAACAAGGGGGCGACCUAGGCGGAGGCCUAUACAGACUUGAUCUAGCAAAUAUAUCGAACGGUGUUCGUCACGAUGCUCCGCCAGAAAUUAUAGUUAAAGAUGCUCAUUUAGGAGCUUUUACUGUAGACCAUGCAGAUUUUAGAAUACUCGUGGCACAUCUUAAAAGGAAUACAGUUUUAGCUGUGUCUCUAGAUGGACGAGAAGUUGCCGAUUUUCGUAAGAAUACACAAACUCCGAUGUUUUUAUCCACGCGAUCCAUAGCUUACGCAAACGGUCUUUUCUAUUGGACGAAUGGCAAAGAAAUGUUGACGGAGGAGUACCACAAACAGACCGACAGCUACUUCCACAACGAAUAUCCUUUAGCCUACAACACCAAGACUAUUGCAACGCGUCAGGUGUUGGUCGCUUUACGGAGUUGUCAGCCAAUACCAGUGCCCGUGAAUCCACCUUUAGGCCUGCAGAGUGUUAUGGGGAUCAAUCGUGCAAAGGUGUCAUGGUCACCACCUCACCUCUUGGGACAUCAGGGAAGUGGCGCGUGGCAGCAGUGGACUUACCAUCUUCAACUAACGCACGUUGGUACUGGUGACGUUAUUGAUAUAAAAAACAUAAACGAAUCCAUUUGCAUUGUGGAAAAUUUAAAGCAAGACGCCGAAUAUGUGAUACGAGUUGCUGCAGUCACUGAAUCUGGCUCAGGUCCUUGGUCUUCUGAAUUCGUGGGAAAAACUCUGGCAUCUUCGCCAAACACGCUACACAGUACUUUGUUAUGGUCUGGACCCGACGGACUUUUACAAACUGAUUUGACCGGAGACAAUCUACAAAUUCUAAUUCACAGAGCUCAUUUAAAAAACUUUCACAUCACCGAUAUUUCUUGGUAUCGUGACAAACUUUACUUGGUCACAAAUGCUUCAACCGUAAUGUGGUAUAACACGACAUCCCACGAAAAAGGUUUUAUGCCGAAUAUGGACAAUGUCGGGAGUUUAGCCGUAGAUUGGGUCGGCAAGAAAAUUUACUGGUCGAAUCCAAAACAACAAUUGAUCACUCGAGGCAAUUUAGACGGAGGUAAUCGAGAGCCAGUACCAAUUGUGACUGUGGCUAAAGAACUUACAAUAGACUCGUUAGGCGCCUACAUAUACUGGAAUACAGGGCACGCGGUGGAGGCGGCCAGACUAAACGGCGAGAAUAAAAUGAUAUAUUAUCCAGCGCAGUUGUUUAGCGGCAAACAAGUAAUGGGGCUUACGGCGGAUUUAGAGAAGAAAUGGCUCUAUUGGUUAGUUCGAAGUUACGAUGGUUCAGAACUUCAUCGUGCUCCUACAGCAGACCAAAUAUCCCAUGGAAUUAGUGAGGUAUCCGGAUCGUUAGUGACCAGGUUAUCAGGAACUGCAACCCUUGGACCAUUAUGCUACUUCAGUGGGCGACUUGUGUGGGUACAGGAUGCAUCCAGGGCAGUCGUUUCAGAUCUAGCCGGUCGAUAUACUGCGGAACUGGUACCAAGAGUCCAUGUAAUUGCUGUCCGGGAUCCUACACUACAUGCUCAUAGUGAGUCUUUAAUAGCCAUCCCAGAGACCAUAAAUUCUUCAUCAAUCAAAGUGGUCGGUGAAUGGGACAAGUUUAACGUGACGUGGGACCCCGCCACGCGGGUCAACGUCAAUCAUAGCAAAGUUUAUUACGAUGUCAACUUGCACUUCCCUGGGCAGUACAAAAUUGAGCGAACAGUAGAAGUAUCCUGGGUAGAGGUGGAAUCAGUGUCAGUGGACCCGUACUCCAGUAUGGAGGCCACAGUCCGCGCUCACACGCACUGGGGCGGCGGGGCGGCGGCGCGCGCCAGCCUGCACUCGCCUCAAGCGCCGCCCUCCGCGCCCAGGGCACCGAGGAUAUAUGUGCAACCUGCACAAAGUGGUGGUCCAUUAUCAGCGAUAUUCCGUUGGGGCAGUCCAGCGCGGGCUAACGGCGUGAUCAACGGCUAUGAGGCUAUCUGCUGGGUGACCGGAACUAACUCCUCAUCACCAACCAAGCCUUCAGCCUGCGCUGACGCUCACCUCCUACCCUCACAUACGCAACUCAUGCUGAGGGAUUUGACGCCAGCGAGUAAAUACUCCUUUCAGGUGCGAGCUUACACUGAUGCAGGUUAUGGACAAUAUUCCGAAGUAGUAUCAACUUCGUCAGACGAUGUGAACCCAAUUCCAAAAGUAAUGGUCUCCUCGCAAGAAUCGAUUAAAAUAAUCGAUUUGGACUCUGGCGAGAGUGUAACGAUUCCCAAAAGUACUGGAAUACCUGUUGAUUUUGCCGUGUCCAUUGAAGAAAACAUUGUUUACUGGGUUAAUAACUUGGAAGAAAUAUUUUCGUCCAGAAUUAACAGCAGUGGACAUUUCAAGCUAACGUCUAUUAAUGGUUCUGCAAGCAGUAUGUGCGUAGAUUGGGUCAGUAGGUCCGUUUAUUGGACUCAGCUGGAAAUAACGUCGAUUGAGUCUUACGUCACGUAUCGAGCGGAUCUUGGGAUGCCGAAUACUCGGCCACACUUCACGAGGGUGAUGGCAAGGAAACAACCUGUUUACAGCCUUCAAAUAGCACCACUACACCGGUCUUUGUUUUGGUACGAGGAAAGUGGGUAUCCAGGUUUAGGCACAAUAAUGACGUCAUAUCUAAACGGCUCCGAUGUCAGAACGUUCUUUGGGCAUUCAGAAUCUACCGGACGUAAUUGCAAUUGCCCUGAAAACCCCCAAGUAGCGAGAGCUUUUGUCAUUGAUAUGACCAAGCGUGGUAGCUAUGAUCUUUAUUGGAUCGAUCCGUGGGUUCAUCACAUAAUUGCUGCCGAUAUGGACGGUUGCAAAUGUAGGAUUGUCGUCGACGCUACCGAAAAGAAGAAGUACGGGUUUACACCCAUGUCGAUCACUGUCGACAGCCGAUACGUCUACUGGUUCAAUUCGACACAAAAAGAAAUAUUUUAUACGACCAAACAUCAAAAGACUAGAAUCGAAGAGAGGAAAACCGCUUAUGGAUAUAAAAUCAUGGCUCUAGAUCCGGGCAAUCAACCGUACCCACGGAUGGAGUGCUUAGUUCCAAAAAUACAACAUUUGAGACCUAGAGUUAUAUCGAACUCGGCGAAUAGUAUUACUUUACAUCUACCGCCUGUAGAAAAACCAAACCGAUGUCACAACCUACAAUAUGAAAUGUCGACAACGGAAUAUACAGUUCUUUACCGGAUUCAAAUGAAGAAUGAUACCUCGAUAUGUGAUAAAGAAUCUUGUCCUUACGUCACCACCACAAAUACAAAUGUUGUGAUCAAUGACUUGAAACCGUUUACAAACUACACAGUAAUUUUAGAAGCGACUAAUUACUACGCGAAGUUGAACAAAGAUAAACCUCUCGUUGGCAUACCCUUAGUUUUGCAAACCGCUGCUGAAGCGCCAACUGCUCCUAAAGACGUGACGGGCAUGGUGUUAAGUCCAGUACUUGCUCAUGUGGAAUGGAGACCAGAUCCCGGGCUCUCGUAUGAGGUCCAUUGGAGGACAGAAGACUCGCCCUCUUUACUGCCACAUAAAUUAAAAGAACACAACACGUUCGAAGUAUCGGAAGGUCGAAGCGCCAAUUUAACCCGUUUAUCACCAAGUACAUCAUACACAGUGUGGGUUCGAGCCCGGUCUAAGCACAGCGCAGUCAGCGCUGACUCCGCCCCGCUCCGCCUGCGUACAUACCCCCCACCUCCUGUGCUAGCACUGAAAAAUGUUACGCCAUAUGAAAUACAUGUACUUUGGCCUCCACCGACGACUUACCAAUUGCAUCAGUUCAAAGUGGAAUACACAGAAGCGACUCCGUCAGGCAGUUCUUGGAAGGCGUGUGACCGCGACGAGAGAGACAUUUGGUCCGCUAAAGACCUGCGGCCUCGUACCCGCUACCGCUUCAGAAUACGGCUGCAGUACGUCGCGAAAGCACCGCCCUAUUACUGGCCUCAUGACGACCGCUUCACUUUCGAAACUUUAGGAGAUGUGCCAGGUCCCCCAGGCCCGCUGCGUGUUGAAGGCGUCGGCGACCGAGUGUUACGCGUGUGGUGGACCGAGCCCGACCCCCGCGGCUCUUCUAUCAUAGCGUAUCGAGUGUGGGGCCGGCCACAACACAGGAUUGCCCAAAGUAGCGAAAACAUUACUAAGAACCUGAGUGAAUUACUACCGGCGAACCUGCCAUCAGAUAUUGACGACAAAAUGAAAAUGCGUAUCGCAAAGGAAGGACUCGAGCUACUUCAUAAUGGAACUGAAACCUACUGGCUGCUAAGCGGCGGUUCAGUGGGUGCGGGCUGGGUGGCUCGCGUCCAGGCCCGCAACGAGCACGGCUGGGGCGCGUUGUCCCCUCCGGCGGACUUGGACGCGGCGGCGCUGGCCCCGCACCGUCCGCCCGCAGCCGCACUCGCACUGGCCUUGCUAGCGCUCUUAGCGUUGUUACUGGCUGUCGCUGCUGCUGUGUUUUAUGCGUACAACAGUCGGGCUAGAAAGAAGGCAGCUAUCGAGAAUCAAAUCCCCACAAAUCCAUCAAGAAGAGGUCCUGACGUGGAACUUGCAACCUUACGACAACUACCGACAAGACAUUCUACCAACAUACUUUACAAUCAGGGAGUCCAUUGCCCUACCGACGCAGAGCUGGCAAGUUUACCCCACAUUCGCCGAGAGCAAAUAACACUGAGCAAGUUUCUGGGGUCCGGCGCAUUCGGCGAGGUAUUCGAAGGUGUUGCCAGACAGAUCAACGGCAGUACUGCUGAUACCAAAGUGGCUGUCAAAACAUUACGCAAGAGCGCAACCGAGCAAGAGAAGACUGAGUUCUUGAAGGAAGCGGCGCUCAUGUCCAACUUCAAGCACGAGCAUAUCCUGCGCUUGUUGGGAGUGUGCUUGGACAAUGACCCCAACUAUAUCAUAAUGGAACUCAUGGAGGGAGGCGACUUACUCAGUUACUUAAGGGCAAAAAGGGUUUCACUGUACACCCCUGAGUCUCUAACCCUACUGGACCUACUGAACAUGUGUGUGGACGUGACCAAGGGUUGUCGUUACUUAGAAGAGAUGCACUUCGUUCACCGCGACCUCGCCUGCCGCAACUGCUUGGUCGCUCAUCGUGCGAACGGCAGAGUUGUCAAGAUCGGAGACUUUGGUCUCGCUAGAGAUAUUUACAAGAAUGAUUAUUAUAGAAAGGAAGGGGAAGGUUUACUGCCAGUGCGAUGGAUGGCAGUAGAAUGUCUUGUAGAUGGCGUGUUUUCUUGCCAAUCUGAUGUUUGGGCGUGGGGAGUGCUAUGUUGGGAGGUGUUAUCCUUGGGGCAGCAGCCAUACCCCGCUCGCACAAACCGGCAAGUGUUGUCGUACGUGCGAGCAGGAGGGACGCCUGACCGCCCGCCCAACUGUCCAUCGGCCUUCUACGACUUACUGCAGAAGUGUUGGAGCUACUCAGCAGAAGCCCGGCCUUCGUUCCGUCACUGCCUGGAGGUGGUGCGAGCGUUACGCGACAAGACCUCGCCCAACAUCACGCUUACCGCCACGCCCACACCCGCGCCGCACUACCUCACACUACUGGGAGACGAUGCCGUCGACAACCGCACCUACCUAUUGGACGAGAAUGACAACGCCUGCUUAGAUGAAGACUUCCCUGAGCACCACAUGGAGCCGUCUCGCCUGCUGCCGGAGCGCGCGCCCAAGUACUUGGAGCUGAUGUACGACAGCGACUCCGCGCCGCCCACCAUCGACGGGUACGAGGUCCCGCGCGCGCCCAUCACCUACAUGCCGCCCUUCUCCAGGCACAGCAUAGUGGGCGUCGCACCCAAUAGACUGAUCAAACCACCGCUCUACAGAACACAUUCCUUACGAACGCACACGCGGCCGCCUAACGCCACUAUCAUUCCCUUACGGAAUGGUAUAGUGAAGCGAGCGUCGCUCUGCGAAGAAAUCAGCGCGCGAGAACCAAGAGCAAGCUCUUCUCGACAACACCCGCGUGUUGAAUUUGAGUUUGACAAACACUUAUUUAAGACUCCAUUUUGAACUGUGAUAUUAGAAAAAAUAUGAUGCAAUGUGUACAUUUUUCCACCGAUAGAGGAUGCCGUAGAAUUUAGGUGAAUAUUUAAUAUUAUUUAUUUUCACUAGAUUACAAUGUAAAUAGAGGUGAAUGAAUUCGUUGUACAUAUUAGUAUAAGCUGUGGUACGGCGAUAAUCGCGACUUUAGGGUACAUUUAUACAAGAUAACAUGUAAAUGCAUUUAUUAAAAAUCAUUAAAUAAAUAUAUUGCCUUACGA